AUCAAGAAUUCUUAACCUUAUGUUAUUUGGAGGAGGGAACCACGCUAUAAUUGUGCGCACCAAGUACCUGCAUGGUGUGAAGGAGGGGAGGGGAGGGAAGAAAAGGGGGGUAAAGGGGAUGCAGAGGAGGCGGGGAGAGUGAAGCUCUUCUCCCUCUAAGAGCAUUAACCGUCGAGUGUUCUGGCGGUGACAGGGCUGUCAGGGUCAGAUGGCUGCUCAGCCUGAUUACACCAGCUCACCGGCGUAGAUCCUCGGCGACUCUACUACAUCGUGCCAAGCUAACACGUUCGAUUUGUGCGACGCAUUUCGCUUCUUUUUCUCGCGGAGCCAGUCGCGUCAUCCGGGAAGGAGCUACAGGUGGUUGCACAACACCUUCCAGACUACCUUCUCGGUGCAGUUGUUGGGAGAAUCACGCGUCUCUAUCGAGGGAUGACACGGACCAUCUAAAGCGAAACACUGGUUGAUGGCGUUUGUGCGACAGAGUGGUGACUACUGCCACGCCCAACACAUGUAGACCCAACCAAUGAUGUAUUUCUACCAUGCCGUUUUGGGACCCUGAAAUCUGAAGAAACAAAUUGUGCCUGAUGGGGUAAAAAGUGGAGCCUCAAAAUUGAAGUGGAGAAGGACUGGAAGACCUUCAGUUGCAGAGCAUAAAGGACUAAAGAGAAGAACUGAUAUCAGUUCUGUGAUAAUAUCACACAGAGCUGACAUAUUGUUGCCUCUCGGGCUACGUAAAACUGAUGGGGUAAAAUAUUUUCCUCCAUUUGGGAAUCUUCUUUCUUAAAUUUCAAUAUUUACAUUUACAACUGAGGCCAUCCAUUCAUUGCAGCAGCUGUAGCGUGUGAAACUAAAGGUUCGAAGUCUUCCUGGGACAAUUGUGAGCCAUAAGACAAACUGGUCAUCAUGAACCGUCCAGCUCCUGUGGAACUGUGCCACAACCACAUGCGAUUUCUUAUAACACAUAACCCAACAGACAACACACUCAGCUCCUUCACAGAGGACCUGAAGCGGUUUGGGGUCACAACAGUGGUUCGAGUCUGUGACAUCACAUAUGACAAAACGCCACUGGAGAAAGAUGGCAUCACUGUCUUGGACUGGCCAUUUGACGACGGUGCCCCGCCCCCAAGUGUACUAGUUGAUGAUUGGUUGAGUUUAUUGAAGAAGAAAUUUCAUGAGGAACCUGGAAGCUGUGUGGCUGUUCACUGCGUGGCAGGUCUCGGAAGGGCUCCUGUGCUGGUUGCGCUGGCUUUGAUAGAGAGUGGAAUGAAGUAUGAAGAUGCUAUUCAACUGAUCCGACAGAAGCGUCGUGGAGCCAUCAACAGUAAACAACUAACUUACCUGGAGAAGUACCGAUCCAGGCAACGACUCCGCUUUAGUGAGUCAAACACCCACAAGAACAAGAAGUGUUGCAUUAUGUGAACGCACACAAUGUUAGUCACACAUUUGGACAAAAGAUUGCUUUACUCUUUAUAGGCCUUUCCUAGCUUUUGUUACCCUCCCUUCAUUAAAAUCCACUGGUUUCCCUGUUUGUUAUAACGGUGGGUCUUUAAAAAAAGAGUUUUACACUUUGAAUGUUUGCUUCAGUAGCUCGACCAGUGAUGAGGGAAUGGAAAAAGAUUGUUGAGGCUUGGGGAAGUUGCUUAGUAACAGAUAAGACAGUUCAUUGUAGAAAGGCAGGUUAAUCUUGCAGCAUGUGACCCCAAAUACACUGGAACAGUUAGGUUGUAGUUGUUUUUUUUUGUACAGCUAUUACAUCUAAUUUAUUGACAUCUAAAUUUUGAUUCUUGGAUGCCCUAAAGUUGUCUAAUUUGAAACAAUUCAAAGGAAAAAAACAACAACAAAGGGCUCAACUUGUCAGAGAUACAUACGUAUAUUUCGCAUGAAAAUGUUAAUGCUUUAAGCAUGUUGGUACUCAUAAAGCCUUCUCUUUGGUUUUCAUAGCCAAUGUUUGUGUGUUUACAUUUCAGAGUGCAAUUUGUUAUCCAUUCAAUGAAUUUGUGUUAGAGAAAGUUUUGGAGUAAACAUUAUGGCAACAAUAACCAUACUUGUCCCACUUGUUAAUGAGAGAACAUUUUUAAAAUAAAUAAAAUAAUAAUGUUAUUGCAUUUAAAUUAUAUAUUAUUAUGAAUAAUUAUGUUGAACCACAAUUAAGCAGUAAUGAUUUUGAUUGGUUAAUUUUCUUUGAAUUUUCUAUUACCAUUAUUAUUUCAUUAACAGAGGGGUGCCAAGAAUUUUGUCCGUGUGUAAAUGAUCAAAAUGCCUGAAAGGUGUGGACUAUAUGUAAAUAUAAAAAAUAUAUGUUGA
Molecule: messenger RNA, 2304 nt
Organism: Syngnathus acus (greater pipefish)
Lineage: Eukaryota; Metazoa; Chordata; Actinopteri; Syngnathiformes; Syngnathidae
Product: protein tyrosine phosphatase type IVA 3-like
Exons: 7
Coding region: 904-1419 (171 amino acids)
Biological process (GO): protein dephosphorylation
Cellular component (GO): nucleus
Molecular function (GO): protein tyrosine phosphatase activity
Source: RefSeq, a predicted model, not a curated record